GGGAUUAUGGCGUGCAAUACUUGGAUAUAGCAUUCAAUUUCGAGAAAAUGUAUGCUUUUCUCCAUCAAUGUUUGUAGGAAAGUCAUGGCUUCUGCAUCUGAAAGAACUAGACUUUUAACUCCAGAGGAGAGUCAACCUCAGUAUGUUUUUGAGAAUAGCACCACCAGAGAAAGAAAGAGAAGAGUCAGACAAUUCCAAUGCUGCAUUUGUGCAAUUUUCUUGACUAUAUUUUUGGUGGCAUUAAUCAUGACGGUUAUGUACAGUAUAACCGAACGCGAUCUACCAAACAAUGCCACUGAUUCUCCAACUGGGAGUGACAGUACAACAGUAAACAUCGAUGCAGCUACAACUCCCAUACCAGUGUUUGUCUUGCUGAGCAACAUAUUUCCAAUUGGAGAUGUGGAGAAUAAAAAUGAAACGACCAAUGAUGCUUUGCUCUGGAAAGAAGCAAUCCAAGCUGGUCAAAGUGGCUUAGAAGAGAAAGAUAAGAUCGAAACAUAUGUACCGUCUUUGCAGUUGAGAAGUCCCAGUUACAGACACCAGAGGGUUGUAGCAACUAGUGAAAAGGGCAGGAAUUUAUCCAGGAUCGGUUUUGUUGAGGAGUAUGCAACAAGACAUAUUCACAGGAAGAGAAAGAACAACACAUUAGUCGAAAAAAUAUGCCAUAAAGAUAAUACCACAUCCGAUGAGUAUUGUCGCAAAUCAACGAUGGAGUGUAAUAUAUUCCUGAUGAAAUAUAGAACCUAUAAUGGAACUUGUAAUAAUUUGCAAAAACCACUGGAGUACGGAGCGUCGUAUAGGCCGUUCAGGAGAUCUCUUCCCCCGGACUAUGCUGACGGUAUAAGUGAACCAAGAGUGUCAAAAUCAGGUGACCCCCUACCAUCUGCGAGAACAGUCAGCCUAGUAGUCCACAGACCCUACUACAGAAACGACCCGAAAUUCUCGGUGAUGCUGGCAGUUUGGGGCCAAUUCCUGGACCACGACAUAACAGCGACUGCUCUGAGCCAAAAGUCCAACGGCAGCUCAAUAUCCUGCUGCGACCCCCAAGCUGUCUCUUCUCCGGAAUGUUUCCCGGUCCAAUUGGACUGGCUGGAUCCCUUCAGGGAGUACAACGUCAGUUGCAUCGAGUUCGUGAGAUCUGCGCCUGCGCCGACUUGCUGUCUGGGACCUCGGGAACAGUUGAACCAAGUCACGCCUGUCAUUGAUGGCUCUGUGAUAUACAGCGCUGAGGAGGAGGUGGCCAAGAAGUUGCGAAACAUGGUGAACGGGACGAUGAGAGUGAUUAUGACUGCUGACAACAGAACUUUGUUGCCUGCUUCUGAGGAUCUGAAUGACGGGUGUAAUAGGGAGGAGGAGGAAAAGAACGGGAGAUAUUGUUUCCUUACAGGUGAUGCAAGAGCGAAUGAAAAUUUGUAUUUGACCAGUAUGCACCUGCUCUGGGUGCGACAGCAUAACUUGAUAGCUUAUAAUUUGUCAAGGCUAAAUCCUCAUUGGAAGGAUGAAAUCGUUUUUCAAGAAACUCGAAGGAUAAUAGGGGCACAAAUGCAGCAUAUUACCUACAAUGAGUUUCUACCCAUAUUACUUGGUGACAGCUUGAUGCAGAAGUUCGAUUUAAACCCUUUGAAAAAAGGCUAUUCCAAAACGUAUAAUGCGAGUCUAGAUCCCACUAUAGCAAAUAAUUUUGCAGCUGCCAGCUUCAGAUUUGCUCACUCAAUUAUACCUGGGUUAAUGAAACUCUUGUCGAAUUACACUUCAACUCCAGAGUAUGUUCAGAUGCGCAAAAUGCUUUUUAAUCCUUUCCAACUUUACGAUCCAGAAGUGCUUGAUAAAACCUUGAGAGGUGCGAUGAAUACGACCAUAGAAGCAAGUGAUUCAUAUUUCACGAAUGAGUUGAAAUCACACAUGUUUGAGAAGUCCACAGAAAAGUUUAAAGAACCAAAAUUAUGUGGGUUGGAUUUGGUAUCUCUGAACGUUCAAAGAGGAAGAGACCAUGGUUUGCCUGGUUAUACGUCAUGGCGGACUCAUUGUAAACUUAGCAAACCCAAGAGUUUUGAUGAUUUGAAGAAUGAUAUGGAUUCCUAUUCUUUAUACAACAUUAAGGCGAUAUACAAGGAUGUGGAUGAUAUUGAUCUCUAUACAGGGGCUUUGAGUGAAAUACCAUUGGAAGGAAGCAUUUUAGGUCCAACAAUAACUUGUCUGAUUCUUGAUCAGUUUUAUAGAAUCAAGCAUGGUGACAGAUUUUGGUAUGAAAAUCCACAAAAACCGCAAUCUUUCACUCCUGAGCAGUUAAGCGAGAUCAAGAAAACCACAUUGGGAAAUGUUAUUUGUGAUACUUCAGAUGGGCUUCACCUUGUCCAGAGAAGAGUGAUGGAAAGGGUGGAAAAUGAUGAUGAAUAUAUUUCUUGUUCCGAAGUAGACAGGCCGAAUUUAGAGUUAUGGAAGGAGAAUUUGCAUCAUGUAGAUAUGUCAGAUGAUUCUCUCACUGUCAAAACAGCUGGCUGAACAGCAUCUUAUAUUUUGUAUUCUUGAGCAAAAUAAAAAUAUUUUUUGCUUUCUUUUAUUAUAAUUUGGAAGAG
This is a messenger RNA of Phaedon cochleariae (mustard beetle), 2576 nucleotides long. The record is from the annotation of a GenBank genome assembly. Lineage: Eukaryota; Metazoa; Arthropoda; Insecta; Coleoptera; Chrysomelidae.